CGCGGACCUCAACCCCAAAAUAAAAGAAAUAUUCACAAGAAUGUUCGACUACCGAUGAAACCAACACCAAAUUUAGAUGAACUUAUCCUCGAUGUUGAGUCUUCCCAGUGCUUUCCGGAAAAUUUGAUGGCAGUGGCAUCAACGUCUUGUCCCCAAAGACAAAAUGUUGAGCAUGUAUGCCACAGGGGAUGCAUCAUACGAUGA
Molecule: messenger RNA, 204 nt
Organism: Acaulospora morrowiae
Lineage: Eukaryota; Fungi; Glomeromycota; Glomeromycetes; Diversisporales; Acaulosporaceae
Source: the annotation of a GenBank genome assembly